CUGUAAUUUUCUACAAAAUGCUUCCCUCCACAUCUAUCCGAACUAAAAUUCCCUCCCUUCCCUCGUUUUCUGCUCUAUAACCCUUCCAUUCACCACUUUCCUCUUCCUCCUCUCUCUUCCUUUUUUUUCAAUUCCAUUUCUACUCUCGCCUCUCUCGGGAUUUCCUCUCACUCUUUCUCGAAAUCAUUAUCCUCCAUGUCCGGCGGCGCUCGAGCGUCCGCUCGUCCCACGCCGCCGUACCCCCCACCUUCUCCGGCUGCCGCCUCAGCACCUGUAUCGCCGGGUCCUUCGAUUGUUCCGCCGAUACGUCGCCACUUGGCCUUUGCCUCGACGAAGCCGCCGUUUGUUCAUCCCAAUGAUUAUCAUAGAUUUUCCUCUAAUAAUAGUAACAACAAUUUAACCACCGCUAACAUUGCUCGUGGAAUCAUCGCCGAUCAAGAAGUUGAAGCGAUUGUUGUGAAAUCUCCACAAUUAAAAAGGAAGGGCACGGCGGACAACAAUGAAGUUGAAUCUAGCCAAUGGAUAACCAGUCCAGGAGUUAUGGACAUAUCCAACAGUCCCUUCCAGACACCUGUAUCUGCUAAAGGAGGAAGGAUAAAUAAUAGAUCAAAGGCCAAUAAAUCUACUCCUCAAACAACUGUGUCAAAUGCUAGUUCUCCAUCUCCUCUUACUCCUGCUGGCAGCUGCCGUUAUGACAGUUCUUUAGGUUUGUUGACAAAAAAGUUCAUCAAUCUGAUAAAGCACGCUGAAGAUGGUAUCCUUGACCUAAAUAAGGCUGCAGAAACAUUGGAGGUGCAAAAGAGGAGGAUGUAUGACAUAACCAAUGUCUUGGAAGGCAUUGGUCUUAUUGAAAAGAAGCUCAAAAACAAAAUACGUUGGAAGGGUGUUGAUGCUUCAAGGCCAGGAGACGCAGAUGGUGAUGUCUCUGUGUUACAGGCAGAAAUUGAAAACCUUUCCAUGGAAGAGCACAAAUUAGAUGAUCAAAUAAGAGAAAUGCAGGAAAGAUUGAGGGAUUUGAGCGAGAAUAAGAACAAUCAGAGGUGGCUUUUUGUGACUGAAGAAGACAUCAAGGGUCUACCUUGUUUUCAGAAUGAAACCCUGAUAGCAAUUAAAGCUCCACAUGGAACAACAUUGGAAGUACCUGAUCCUGUUGAAGCCGUUGACUACCCACAAAGGAGAUACAGGAUAAUCCUUAGAAGCACAAUGGGUCCCGUUGAUGUUUACCUAGUCAGUCAAUUUGAGAAGUUUGAAGAGAUGAAUGGUGUUGAGCCACCUGCGAGCAUCCCACUUGCUUCAAACUCUGGCUCUAAUGAAAAACAAGUUGAGUUGGUCAAUGUAGAUGGCACAAGAAAGGAAAUUGAACCACAGACACAACAAACUCAUCAAAUGGGUUCUGAUAUUAAUGCUUCACAGGAGUCUGUUGGGGGAAUGAUGAGAAUUGUUCCUUCGGAUAUUGACAAUAAUGCAGAUUAUUGGCUUCUAUCAGAUGCUGAUGUUAGCAUUACGGAUAUGUGGAAGACAGACUCAGGUGUUGAAUGGAGUGGGGUAGAUAUGCUUCAUGCUGACUUUGGAAUGGCUAAUAUCAGUACCCCAAGGCCCCAAACUCCACCAUCUAGGCUGACUGAAGUGCCAUCUUCUGAUUUUGACUCUACUCAUAGGUAAAAUCAAUUUCCUGACCAAGUUCUUCUGAUUUAAAUGGAUCACUGGAUAAAAUUUGUAGCUAUUGCAAAUUACUGCACGGUUGUGCAAUUUUCCUAACCGGUGGUUUAGUUACACAAAUAAAAAAUUGUUGCCCAUUGGAAUUAUGGAUUAGAUGGGUGUUAAAGAUGGAAUAAAUGCAAUGGACAAUACUGGGACAAAAAACAUGGUUGACACUGUCCAUCAAAUCUGAUUAUAUGCCCAUUAGUAUCUCUUUGUUUAUCUGAGUUGCUUCGUUAAUCAGUUUUGAAAUAUCAAAGCAGCCAUACUCAAAUGUAGACGUGUAGAAUUGGUGCAUUUAGAUGACAAUCAUUGAUAUAAAAGCAGCGAUACCUGCUGAAAAUUGA
This is a messenger RNA of Durio zibethinus, 2045 nucleotides long. Lineage: Eukaryota; Viridiplantae; Streptophyta; Magnoliopsida; Malvales; Malvaceae. The record is from RefSeq and is a predicted model, not a curated record.